AUGCGCGCACCGUCUCCGCUCCUGCGGAGCUUGAGCUCCAAAACAUCGCUAUCGCUGCCUUACUCGCGACGGCUGCUCACCCCUCGUUUUCCAAUUGCAGUCUCCUCUAAAACAUCUCUCAGGACAGUUGCAAGCUAUACGCAUCCGCAUCAUGCCUCGGCCAUAUCGGUUCUGCCCACCGCGGUGGACACGUCCUCGCCGGAUUUCAAGGAGAAUGCCGAGCAGAUGAAGGAGCUCGUGGAUCGGAUGAGCAAUCUACAUGGCACCAUCUCACAGGGCGGGCCACAAAAAGCAAAAGAUAAGCACAUUGCCAGAGGCAAAAUGCUCCCUCGAGAUCGGGUGACAGCCCUGAUCGAUCCGGGCACAUCGUUCCUGGAGCUUUCCCCGCUGGCCGGCCACGAGGUGUACCCAGGCGAAGACGUUCCCGCCGGUGGCAUUAUUACUGGAAUCGGAACCGUCGAAGGUGUAACAUGUAUGAUCGUGGCCAAUGACAGCACUGUCAAGGGAGGCACGUACUACCCCAUCACGGUGAAGAAGCAUCUCCGAGCACAAGCAAUCGCUCAAGAGAACAAACUCCCCUGCCUCUACCUCGUGGACUCCGGCGGUGCCAACCUUCCCCAUCAAGCCGACGUGUUCCCAGACAAGGAGCACUUCGGCCGCAUCUUUUUCAACCAAGCCCGGAUGAGCUCAAUGGGUAUCCCGCAGAUCUCCGUGGUGAUGGGCCCCUGCACAGCAGGAGGUGCCUACGUCCCAGCCAUGAGCGACGAGACUAUCAUCGUCGAGAACCAAGGCACCAUUUUCCUGGCAGGUCCUCCCCUCGUCAAAGCCGCCACAGGUGAAGAAGUCUCCGCCGAAGACCUAGGCGGCGGCCAACUGCACAGCACCAUCUCUGGCGUAACAGACUACCUCGCUGUGGACGACGCCCACGCCCUCAUUCUUGCCCGCAGAUCCAUCUCCAACCUCAACUACCCCAAAACCAGCGUGCCCCUCCAGCUCGACGAUAGCACCAUCAAAGAACCUCUCUACGACCCCAACGACCUAAACGGCAUCGUCGGCACCAACCUCCGCCGCCAGAUCCCCGUCCACGAAGUCAUCGCCCGCAUCGUCGACGGCAGCGAAUUCGCCGAAUUCAAACGCGACUACGGCACCACCCUUGUCACGGGCUUCGCCCGCAUCUACGGCCACCAAGUUGGCAUCGUCGCUAACAAUGGCAUCCUCUUCUCCGAAUCCUCGCUGAAGGGAGCCCACUUCAUCGAGCUCUGCGCCCAGCGCAACAUCCCCCUCAUCUUCCUCCAGAACAUCUCCGGCUUCAUGUUCACCGUCGUCUUUGGCUCCAGCGCCGGCGCAGGCAACUACGGCAUGUGCGGCCGUGCCUACUCUCCGCGCCUGAUGUUCAUGUGGCCCAACGCCAAAAUCGGGGUCAUGGGCUCUGAGCAACUCUCCUCAGUGAUGGAAGCAGUUGGACGCACCGCAGACCCAGCCCUCAAAGCUCGCAUCGACCACGAGUCCGAGGCGAUUUUCUCAUCCGCCCGACUCUGGGACGACGGAGUCAUUCCGCCUGCGCAAACGAGACGUGUACUUGGAUUGAGUUUGGCGGCGUCGUUGGGUGGAAGGGUUGAUAAGGACGUGCAGACGCGAUUUGGUGUUUUCCGGAUGUAG
Molecule: messenger RNA, 1659 nt
Organism: Aspergillus bombycis
Lineage: Eukaryota; Fungi; Ascomycota; Eurotiomycetes; Eurotiales; Aspergillaceae
Product: putative 3-methylcrotonyl-CoA carboxylase, beta subunit (MccB)
Exons: 3
Coding region: 1-1659 (552 amino acids)
Biological process (GO): L-leucine catabolic process
Cellular component (GO): methylcrotonoyl-CoA carboxylase complex; mitochondrion
Molecular function (GO): methylcrotonoyl-CoA carboxylase activity
Source: RefSeq, a predicted model, not a curated record